Bactrocera oleae (olive fruit fly) is the source of this 829-nucleotide messenger RNA. RefSeq names its product cuticle protein 16.5. NCBI's taxonomy places the organism in Eukaryota, Metazoa, Arthropoda, Insecta, Diptera, Tephritidae. The record is from RefSeq and is a predicted model, not a curated record.
UCGAUGCUACCACCGAAUCAAACUGUCUUUCGCGUUCUUAAGCUACGAUCCGUUGUGCGCACGUUGCCAUCGAAUUUGCUCACAGAGAAAUCGCAUAUAAACUAUUUUAAAUCAGCUAACAUGUUCAAAUACGUUGUCAUUGUCGCUUUGGCUUUGAUCGGUAGCGCCGCAGCUGCACCAGGAUACUUGAGUGGCGCGCAUGGUGGUGCUCUUUUGGGUGGCUCUCUUCUGGGUGGCCUCCACUCAGGACCGGCAAUUUCAUUGGCGCCAGCCGCUCCAGCCAUUUCAUAUGGUCAUGCUGCACUUGCUGCUCCAUCAAUUUCCUAUGCCGCUCCGGCCAUUACCAAGAUCGCUGCUGCUCCGGCCAUUUCAUAUGCUGCUCCGGCCAUUUCAUAUGCCGCUCCUGCCAUUUCGCAUGCUCCAGCCAUCUCGUACGCCGCUCCAGCAAUAACAAAAAUAGCGGCUGCACCCCUAAUCUCACACGCCUCGAUCGCUGCUCCAUCCUUGAGCUAUGGCUUAGGACAUGGUAUUGGCUUGGGUAGUGGUAUUGGCUUGGGUCAUGGUAUUGGCUUGGGUAAUGGUAUUGGUUUGGGUCAUGGUAUUGGUUUGGGUCAAGGCUGGUAAAUCUGCGCUGCUAACGAAUGGAAGAGAGGCGAGGGGAAAUGGAUUUCCUGUGUUACUGCAAAGAGUCGUUUUGUAAAUGUAAAUAUGUUAUGUAGAUCGUUGUAUUUUCUUCUUUUCUUAUUUUUAUGCUGAGAGACUCAUUGAAGUCGUUUGUAUAAAAGUUUCUGCCGCUGAAAAUAAACAAAAAAAUAUUAAAAUGCCUAGU